GGAUGAAACAAUUAUUGUCAUAAGGUCACGAAAAUGCCUCGGUGUAGUUCAGGCAUACUGAAGACAGUUGGCGCAAUUUUAAUUGCUGGGGUUGCCACUGAAAUAGGUUAUCAGCUUUACUUGUAUUUCACACAUAAGCGAAAAGAUAAAACUUUCCCUAAUGACAAAAGAGUCUUCAUCAACAAAGUGCUAAUCUUUCCUGAUAAAUCUGUGGCCUGCAAGAAACAUUUUCUAACGGAAAAUGGUUGUGGAAAUGAGAACUGCAGAUUUUCACACGAGAAAUCUUCCCUGAGCGAGCUUUUCCAGUAUCUGAACAGUGCCAAGUCCUCGUUAGACGUGUGUGUGUUCACAAUAUCGUUCGAAGAUUUGGCAGAUAUUCUGGUGGCAAAAGCGAAGGCUGGCGUGACUGUACGUGUGAUAGCAGAUGAUGAACAGGUGGAUGUUCCCGGAUCUCAGAUUUGGAAACUUAGGGCACAAGGUAUAGCCCUGAGGACGGACAACUCAUCUUAUUUUAUGCACCACAAGUUUGUAAUAAUCGACAACAGCCUUUUAAUCAAUGGUUCUUUCAACUGGACGAGACAGGCAAUCAUGGGCAAUCAGGAAAACCUUGUGAUUGUAAACCAUCCAGAGAUACUGGAAGAGUUUAAGAAAGAGUUCAGUAAACUUUGGGAAGACUUUGACCCUAAAUUUAUCAGCAAUCAACCACAUUUACGUGCCAUUCACAAUUAUCGUCACUGACACCUGGCAAUUCAAAAAGGAUGUGCAAAUGCAUUUACAUGUAUUUUAUUUAAGAUUAGAACUACCUUCACAUCACAAUGCUUAAUUUUUGGCCUUUGACAUGUUUGAAGUUAAAAUUUGACUAUUUUCUAUAGCUUAUGGCUGACAUGGUCAAAAUUUUAAUUGUUGGACCCUAAAUAAGCUCUAAAAAUCCUAUUUCAAAUUUUUAUCUUUAGCUUGGCUUUAUUGAAUCGGGCCCCUUGUGUGAAAGGACUUUUAAAUACCAGGCCUAUUGUUAUGUUUUCAGUAGCAGUAGCAAAUAAUAGGAGAUCUACUGUCGCUCUCCAACCCUUUUCGCAUGUUUGCAAGUGUUGAAGCAUUUUCUCAAGGCAUGUCUGUUUAGACUGAUAAAAUUAUACUUUUUGUGAAGCCCUGAAAUUGGACAACCUAACCUAUGUAGCUUUCUCUCCAAAAUUUAAUGAAAAAGGUUGAGGAAUUAUGGUACCAAUAGACAAAGAUGCUAUAAAUGUGGAAAAGCUUGUUCAUUUCAGAAGUGGAAUGAUGUACCUAUGUGCAGACAGCGAACAGGCUCAACUUGUUAUAGUUCUGGGAGGAUCAUUGGUUACCAUAACUCUCAUUGGUUUGGUACUUUUUGUUAAAAAUUUUGCCACAAAUAUACGCAUAUAUCAAUUAAAAAAAAAAACAAAAAAAACAACGUGCAAUGUAUAGUGUAUAGUAUUUUGAAUGAAGAUGAGACCAGCAUUUCAUGUAUAAAGCUUUAAUAGCAGUGUAACUUCAUGAAUAAUUUUUUCGAUUCAAAUGUAUUUUUUUCUGUGUAUUAUUCAGUAUUUAGAUUGCUUUUCACAUUUCAUCAUGGUUUUAUAGCAGUGAAUUAACAUUUUAAAGAGAUUAUACCUGGUUUUUGAUCUUCACAUACUGAUUUCUUUAUUUGAGUUAUAUGCUGCACUCAAGAAUAUUUCAAUUAUACACUGGCAGCCAGCAUUAUGUUGGGAGGAGACCAGUCAGAGCCGAAAGAAACUCA
Messenger RNA from Liolophura sinensis, 1759 nucleotides. RefSeq lists its product as uncharacterized. The record is from RefSeq and is a predicted model, not a curated record. The transcript has 2 exons. Gene Ontology annotation, molecular function: RNA endonuclease activity producing 5'-phosphomonoesters, hydrolytic mechanism; metal ion binding. Lineage: Eukaryota; Metazoa; Mollusca; Polyplacophora; Chitonida; Chitonidae. Gene Ontology annotation, biological process: piRNA processing. Gene Ontology annotation, cellular component: mitochondrion. Bases 34 to 738 code for a protein of 234 amino acids.